GCGCAGAUAUUUGCCGAGUGCACGCUGGCGUUCUGGGCGAUCAUUGAUCUCGCAGGGAACGCUGACCCAGCGGAAGUUGGCGUGCAAGAGGAGGACGUGCAGCGGCACGCCACGAAGGCCUUGAGGCGCAUGAUCGCGGACGCUGGGCUCCCAGACGCCGGCGUCUGGCCGAGCUUCGAGCGCGGGCUCGAGAGGCUGGAGCAGUGGGGGCUCGUCCAACGAGAGCCGCAAGCAGGUGAGUCCCGCGGUGGUUGGAAGGAGAAGGGCCAGCCAAAGGUUGACCUCCACAAGGACGAACGAGCACGCAGUCUACGCCCGGUGGACCUGUCCCGCGCCCCAGGCGUGUUGUACGGCCUCCGGUCCAAGCUCUGGGAGCGUGAGAAGCACGUCUGGCUCGACUAG
Molecule: messenger RNA, 402 nt
Organism: Prorocentrum cordatum
Lineage: Eukaryota; Dinophyceae; Prorocentrales; Prorocentraceae
Source: the annotation of a GenBank genome assembly